CAUCGGUAUUAUUAACAUAACAAAUAUAGAUGUACUAAUGGUAAAUAUUUAAACAAAAAUAAUGGACCUAGAUUUAGUAUGUGAAGAAACUGAUUUGGAUUCAUUGCAACCAUACCCUUCUGGUGCUCCUUCUACUCCAAAUUCGAACAGAUCAUCUCCAGCCAAUGGCAAUGACGAAGCCUCGUUUCAAACACAAUUAUUUUUACAAGGAUCUGAAAAUGGAGACACCUUUUCGGGGCAUAUGGCAGGAGUGGAAAGUAAAUCAAAUAAUUCGAAACGUGGUCCGGGGAGGCCUAGGAAAGAUUUGCCUCAACAUAAGGGCAAUGUGAAGCGAAAAAAUUUUUUGGACCAUGUACAAAGUAAUGAUCGUACUAAUCUUUCUAUCGCACCAAUGUCUUCAUCCGAAAGUUCGAAUACUGGAUAUCCUGAAGAUAAAACAAUAACAAAUAUGGAUGAAAUUUCAAAUAUUGAAUAUCCUGGGAAAAUAUGUUGUCUAUGUAAUCUUGAUGAAAAAAGUGCUUUGGGGCAGGGCGACUUUUUAAGAUGGGAGGUGGAUCCCGAUAACUGUGAAAAAGCUAUUCAAUACUACAUGGAAACAAAUUCUAAAAACGAUGAACACUUAAGGCAUACCACUAUAGACCAAGUUUCAUUCCGUCGACAAAAAAAUAAUUGCAGAGGAAAAAUAUCUCAAAAUACUUGCAUCAACGAACUAGAUAAAAUAGGGCAUAUGGAGAAAAUGUCCCUUAAUACAAUUUUAGAUGGUUCUUAUAUCUAUUCGCACCGUAUGUGUCUUAUGUGGUCGCAAGGCGUAUAUGGAAAAACUGACGAAAUCAAGGCGAACAUAGAGUUCAUAAUUGCUAAAAGCCUCUCACAAAAAUGCUCAUUUUGUGGACAGUAUGGAGCAAGUAUCACAUGUAAAAUGAGUUGCACAAAAGUGUUUCAUUUGCCGUGCGCUGCAGCAUCAGCUAGCUUUCAAAUCAUGGAUAAUUUUAUGGUUUUUUGCUUGGAUCACAUUGAACAAGUAAUGGUUAUAUGUCCAGAUGCUAAUAUCACGUGCCAAAACUGUUCCUCCAUGGAUAAUAUGGCAAAAAUGAUCAUGUGCGCCACUUGUGGUGACCACUUUCAUACCAAUUGUGUUGGUUUAAUAAAUACUCCAGAAACUAGGGCGGGUUGGAAUUGCCCCAAUUGUCGGAAAUGUCAGAUAUGUAGAGAGAGUGACGGUACCGAAGGACGUUUCAUUAAAUGUGAACAGUGCCAGCGAUUAUACCAUAAUACCUGUUUACGACCCACGAUCUCUUCUUUGCCAAAAUAUGGCUGGAAGUGCAAUCGUUGCCGGGUUUGUACUGACUGUGGUUCAAGAACUCCCGGGGGUGGGACUUCAUCUCGAUGGCACUGUCACUACACAAUUUGUGAUUCGUGUUACCAGCAACGUAAUAAAGGAUUUUCUUGUCCUAUUUGUCACAAAGCUUAUAGAGCUUCUGCCCACAAGGAAAUGGUUAAAUGCAAUUUUUGUCAUAGAUUUGUACAUAGUACAUGUGAUGAAGAUGCCGACUUGAUUACUUACCACAAAAAGAAAGAAAAUAAUCCUGAUUAUGAUUAUAUAUGUCCACAAUGUAAGUUAUUGCCAACGAGCGAGAAGAUUAUACCAAAUCAAUGUAAUUCAAAUCGCUCCGGAGAAGGAAUUACCUUGGCUCAAGGAAUAGAUGACAAUUUUAUUAAGGAAAUGGACAUAGACAAUUUUCAAAACAAUUGUGGAGGUGAUUUUAAUUCGACAGAAUCUCAAUCAUCCAAAAUAUUCAGAAAAAAAAUAUUAUAUCGCGGUCGAGGUGGGAAAUUAAUGGGGCAAAAGAGUAAUAUUUUAACACAUCUCGGGCGAAAACGUAAUUCUGUUCGUGGUAAAGGACGACAUCUAUUAAUAAAUAAUAUCAAUUUAGCUUCAAAUGGUGAAAGAUUAUUGACCUCGAAUAAAUCCUCAGAAGAUUGCCUGUCCAUGGAAAGGAAAAUAUUACUGUGCUCUGCAAAGGACAAAUUUCUUUUGUCACAAGAUUUGUGUGUAAUGUGUGGAUCUGCUGGGCUUGAAAAGGAAAGCAAUCUUAUUGCUUGUGCACAAUGUGGUCAAUGUUAUCAUCCUUAUUGUGUGAACACAAAAAUAUCGAAUGUAAUUUUAGAAAGGGGUUGGAGGUGUCUUGAUUGUACUGUAUGCGAGAGCUGUGGUCAACGAAACGAUGAGGCGAGACUAAUCCUUUGUGAUGAAUGCGACUUAUCAUAUCAUAUAUACUGUGUAACUCCUCCAUUAGAAACAGUUCCGCAUGGCAAUUGGAAAUGUAAGUGGUGUGCUGCUUGCCAAAAAUGUGGUCGAUUUUCUCCCGGAGUAAGCCAACAAAGCCGUAAUACAUUCACUAACGGUAUCAUGGAAUGUGGCCAAUGUUCAAGCCAAGAAAUGUGUUCAUUUUGCGGUCAACGAUAUAAUGAUGGCGAGCUUAUUAUACAGUGUAAAAAUUGUGAACGUUGGUUACAUUGUCGUUGUGACUCUAUAAAUACUGAAGAGGAAGCCCAAAUAUGUGACAAUAUAGAAUAUCAUUGCAUUCUAUGUCGACCCAAGGACAAAUCUCUAGCCCAAUUUUUAUCUUCAACAACAUUAAAAGUAAUGAAAACAAUACCAUUAAGCUCUGACACUAUAAUCCCACCAAAUAACGACACAGAAACUACAUUUUGGGUAGAUGGUGUUAGUAUGAGUGAAAGAGGUGCUAAUAUGAUUAAAGCAUUGUCGACAGACAUAAAGAAAAAACGUAAAGUACGUACUCCUAAUGAUUCACAAAAUAAAGAGUCUGGAAUAUUAGCAGCUAUAGAGUCUGUUGUUGCUGGAUCAAAUAACAAUGUUCCAAUAGAAGAAAACAUUGACACAGACUCAUUAAAAAAGAGGGACACAGAUCAUUACAAGGACGGAAUGGUUUGGACAGGUGCCGAUAAUAGUCCACCUGAAGGAUUUUCGAUUUCUACGAAUGAUGAUGGAAUUGCAAUAUUACGGAAAAAACGUCAACGAAAUUUACAAAAAAUUGGUAUUGGCGGAUUCAGUGUGCGGAAUCGUGCUAUUAAAAAAGACGAAGCAUCAAACAAUUCUAAUAAUUGUAGUUAUACCGAUUCAGAAAAAAGAAAGAAAACCGUUCGAAAAAAAGUUAAAAGUCGUUUGAGUGAAUCUUAUCCAGCGUACUUGCAAGAGGCAUUCUUUGGUAAAUCACUACUUGAAAUGAAAACCAGAAGCGAAUUACCGGUUGAAGAUUCUGACAUAUCCGAUGAACAAAUUGAGCUAAUUGAUGUUUUAUUUGCUGAAGAAUCGCCUAGUUCAAUGAGCAAAAACGUUCCAACAUUAACUGCAAAUACUAAUGAAGACCAAAACAACGCAAUUCCUACGUUGACUUCAAAUGUCAAAAUAAAAUGUAAAGAUGUGGUUGAAAGCGGAAUUAUUGGAAAUGGAGUUGAAGCUUUGAAUGCCGUUAAUACAAAUACAAUGCAUGAAAUUUCCAACAGCAGCAUAAUAACUUCGUCAAAAUUUGUGGAAUCAAAGAAGACAAACACAAAAGCCGAUGAAGCCAAGCCAGCAAUAUUCUUUACGGAUUUAUCGAAUGAAUCAGGUAGAUCGACCUCCACUUCUAAUGUUAAAAGCCAAGUGAUUUCUACUCUCGAUGACCACGCAAUGAAACUAAUAUAUUCAGAAACACAACGAGUUAUUGAUUUCAGUGCGAUUGCGGCCUCAAAGCAAACGGAAGAGACUAAUUUAUUGGUUAAUAAGCUAAAUGAAAAUGAGGCAAAUGUGGCUUUUAUUUCGCAAUCUCCUAAACAAAUUAUAGAACAACCACCCCAAAUGCAAAUAUUGCCGAUACAUGUGCCACUGCAAAAUACAACUUGUUUAGUUGAUAGUCCUGCUGCUGAAAGUUCGAUAAUUCCUCAUAACCAAUUUGCUCAACAAUUGCAAAAUUCACAACUUAAAACUGCUCCGCCACAACUUGAUUCGGCUGGGACACAAAAAACAGCUGAAAAGAUGAGACGAGAUGAAGAUUUGGGGAAAACAGCAACAAUAUCGGCAGUACUUUAUGCUAAUACUCAGCAUCCUGAGUUAAAACAGAUGUAUCCAAACUGGAACGAUCGUUGUAAACAGAUUCUAAAAAGGUGGCGGUCUCUUUCUAAUGAGAAAAAAGCACCUUUCCUCCAGCAAGCGAAAGAUAACAGAUCUGCUCAUAGAAUACGGAGAUCACAGCAGGACCAGGAAAGAAUAUGUUUUAAUCAAAAGUCCUUAAAAGAGCAAGAACAAGAACGUAUAUGGAAACAACAUCAAGCAAAAGCUAAAGAAUCACAAAACAGCGUCAAUUAUAAUAACAGAGGGUAUUCAUUUGAUUUAAAUGGAACAUAUGAAAUGUGUUCAAUAGACAAGCGAGAUAUAAUAUACAACGGAGACUCUUUGCAUAAAAGGACACAGCCGCAACUAGUUUCAAAAGAAAAACACGAUAAACAGUCUGAAAACAAACACCUAAGAACACUGCUUUUAAAGGAACAGCAACUUAGGGCUGCAACAACAGAUCCUUGGAUUUCGAACCCAGCACCCAACAAUUCUCCCAACAGUUUGUAUCAACGCUCUUUAUCAAGUGAUUUGAUGCCUACCUCAAAUGAAGGCAAAAAUAUUCCGGUUGAUGAAUCAAAAAUUAUUAAACCGUUCGAAGCUGUUCAGUUGGAACAACCUAGUUGUAAUGAAAAUAAGCAAGUUUUUAAAAGCCGUAAAGAUAUAAAAUCAACAGAAAGUGGAGAGCCUGAGCUAGAAAAACUAGACUCUGAUGAAAAUGGGGCUUUUGGAGAUAUUUUGGGUGGUUUGGGAGAUGGAAAUGACGAUGAUCUCUUAAAAUCUUUAACGGCAGAAAUUGGGGAUGAUUUUAAUAUACUUGAAUAUGCGGAUCCCGCUUUAGACGAAUUGGCUUCAAAUCCAAACUUAUUAAACAAAUUAGAUUUUGAAUAAUUACCUUGCUACAAACAUUA
Molecule: messenger RNA, 5025 nt
Organism: Bactrocera neohumeralis
Lineage: Eukaryota; Metazoa; Arthropoda; Insecta; Diptera; Tephritidae
Gene: Lpt
Product: histone-lysine N-methyltransferase 2C
Exons: 13
Coding region: 62-5005 (1647 amino acids)
Biological process (GO): positive regulation of transcription by RNA polymerase II
Cellular component (GO): MLL3/4 complex
Molecular function (GO): histone binding; histone H3K4 methyltransferase activity; transcription coactivator activity
Source: RefSeq, a predicted model, not a curated record